Messenger RNA from Lymnaea stagnalis (great pond snail), 192 nucleotides. The record is from the annotation of a GenBank genome assembly. Lineage: Eukaryota; Metazoa; Mollusca; Gastropoda; Lymnaeidae.
CAAGAUCUUUUAGACUCUAUUUUAACUGACAGUCCCAGGAGUGUGAACUCCAGUGGGAUUUUUGUGCCCCAUAAUUCAUACAAUUCUCCCGUAGAAAGUGUUGGCUCACACAAUGGCUACUCCAGCACAGUCAGCAGCAGCGUGUCAUCCGACACCAACUACAGGAGAGUUCAGCCGGGGGUCCUGGCUCCU